Messenger RNA from Penicillium robsamsonii, 312 nucleotides. RefSeq names its product Major facilitator superfamily domain general substrate transporter. The transcript has a single exon. Bases 1 to 312 code for a protein of 103 amino acids. The record is from RefSeq and is a predicted model, not a curated record. Lineage: Eukaryota; Fungi; Ascomycota; Eurotiomycetes; Eurotiales; Aspergillaceae.
AUGCCUCUUGGAGGCGGAUCGGAUGGGUCAACCGCCCAUUGCUUGGAACAGGCGCACAUGAUUAUCUUCUUUCUCAACAAGAAUGUUAAUGACACAGGCUUAGCCAUCGCGCAGUUUCAAACUAUUCGCCUGUUUGGUGGCCUUGUCGGCCUCACUAUCUCUUCAUCCAUUUUCAACAAUGUUUUCCCGAAGACAAUUACUCAUACUACAGUUCAGUUGACGGGGGUCUUGGCACCUCUGAAAGAUGCCUCCAACGCCGUCAACUUCGAUGGGCUAGGAAAAUCAGGGACUAGAAUGGUCACAAAUCGCUGA